This is a messenger RNA of Eublepharis macularius, 2056 nucleotides long. RefSeq lists its product as uncharacterized. The record is from RefSeq and is a predicted model, not a curated record. The transcript is spliced from 2 exons. Bases 121 to 1065 code for a protein of 314 amino acids. Lineage: Eukaryota; Metazoa; Chordata; Lepidosauria; Squamata; Eublepharidae.
AAAAGGGUGAAGCGCAGGGCGGACCGUGUUGCUGCAAACUGCGCAGGCGAAACGGAGAAGUUGAGCCUGGAAAAAAAAAACCCUUCCUCGGCGUCUGUGGGCUGCGGUGCUGUCAUCAGCAUGGAAAACGACAUCAGUGCUCUAGAACCACUAUUGGAGAAUGGAGACCGCAGCAUCCUUAUCCCUGGACAGGGAGUCUCGUAUAACGAGAAGCUUGGGGGAAUCCCUCCGCGCCGCUCUGCAGCAUCUUAUUUUAACUUAUGGAACCGCUUGGGUUAUGGCAUGGCCUGUUUCCCCCUCAAUACUACAAAGGAAAAGUCCACUAUGACUGAGGCUACUAGGUCUCCAGUCCCCAAAAAAAUCUGGUAUUUGCUUCUCAUUCUCCUGACCACUGUGCUAAUUAUAGCAAGUAUCUACAUCACUUUUUUCAUUGGGCAUCCACAGAGCCAACCAGCUCAGGCAGAAGUUGAGGCCAUCUUGGUUAAGCCAAAGGAGCUCAAUGUUGCAACUCUUCUGAAAGUCCAGAGUCAAGAGCCACCUUGGGGAGCUAUGAGGAAUUGCUUGGAUAAAGCUGUUCAGAAGUUCUCAGAAGAGCCAGAAGUGUUAAAGAAGAAUGCCAAGAUGGUCCUUCAGUGUAAUGGAACAAGGCAGGAGUUCCAGUCUGGCAAAGGAGAAAAUGUCAUCGAAGUGGCCUGGAUCAAUGACAGGGUAGACUACCUCAUCCAGAAAGAGAGCAUUGAAGUCCAUGUAGCAAGGCUCAGCAGCCGUCCUUGGCCACUCAAUCUUACCAUUAUUACUGGAGUCCGCCGAGAGCUGAGUGCCUUCGAGGAGAUACAGGGCUGCCUUAAUGAGGUCGUACGAGAAUUUCCUCGAGAGCCUCUGAUCGUGCAAAACAAUGCCAAAUUGGUGGUAUCUUGUGGCACAGACCUGACCUUCAUAUCUGGUGAGGGGAAGACGGAGAUCAGUGUGUACAGAGAAAACAACAAAGAUGGGAAGAUUCAAUAUUCAGUGAAAGCUACUGGGGAGGUUAAGUGGGCCAGGUUUUUCACCAGGGGCUCCAUCUAGCUUAGUGAUUGAAGGCGAAUGGUGGCCAGGCCAAACAGUGUAAGGGAUAGUGUUGUGACCUUUGCUAAAGACAGAAAGCAACUCUCUGCCUUCAAAUGUACAAGAUCUUGGGGGCAGGGAGUCAAAAUCGGUUCAGUAUUCAGUGCCUGUUCAUGGCACGGUUGACAAUAAUAAAUUGUUCAGACAUAUUUACUGAGCAAAUCAGUUCUAUUCCAAGAUAUCUCUCCUGAAGGAACAAUGCAUAAUCUUAAAUCAAACUUUUCAUUUAAAAAAAACUAAUAUUCUUAUAUAUAAUAAAUCAAUCAACAGGAAAAUAAAUUGUAGUAAACUAUAUACAGCGUAUUGUCGAAGGCUUUCACGGCCGGAGAACGAUGGUUGUUGGGGGUUUUCCGGGACACUGAGAGAUCUCUGUCUUUUGGUGCUACACCUCUGAAGAUGCCAGCCACAGCUGCUGGCGAAACGUCAGGAACUACAAUGCCAAGACCACGGCAAUACAGCCCGGAAAACCCCCAACAACCAUAUAUACAGCGUAUUGGUUUAGUGCUGCAUGAUGUUCCGUUGUUAUAAUCCGUCUAGUACAAUUGUAUAGAAAUACUUUGUCCUUUGAUACAUGUAAAAUGUACCAGAUCGUUUUUUUAAAAAAGUGGGGAAGAAGAAGAAGAAGAAGAAAGGAGCAUAUGAUAUUUUGGGUGUUAAUGUAAGAUACUUACUUGGUCAGAGAGGCAUGAGCUGUUCAUGACCAGGUUCUUGUUUGAUAAUCUAAUUUUUUUUCCUAGAGGCAAAAUGUACUUUUAGUCUUUUUCUGCCCUAGUCAUUUCAGCCGAAUUUUUGUCUUUGCAGCAGAAGAUUCUAGCCUGUGAAUAUGAUGAUUUGCUUUAAAGUUCAAUGAAUUUAUAGAUUUGGGCACCUUGUUCUGCAUACAUGAAUUCUACCAGUGGUCCAACCAAAUAGAAUUCUAUGUAAGUGCUUUCAAUAAAAAUUUAAAUUACUA